CAGCGACCUAGCUGAGCUAAUAGGCAAGGAAACGUGGUUGCCCUUAAAUAGCGAUUGAGCAAAAUACCUGUCUCGAGAGAACCAUAUACUUAUAAGGGCAAACACUAUAGUAAAGUGGAAAUUUGAGAGAAUUGAGAUUGAGAACGAGAUCGAGCCAUGAAGGGUUAUUAUGAGCCACGUUCAAGCUCUUCUUGUGCAGCUUGCAAGUUCUUGAAGAGAAGGUGCAUACCCAAUUGCAUAUUUGCACCGUACUUUCGCUCUGACGAGUGCAAGAAAUUCGCCAAGGUGCACAAGGUGUUCGGGGCAAGCAAUGUGAGCAAGAUCCUCGUUGAGGUUCCUGAGGAACAGAGAGAGGACACGGUGAAUUCACUUGCUUAUGAGGCGGAAGCACGGCUUCGGGACCCGGUUUAUGGAUGCAUUGGUGCCAUAGCUCUGCUGCAAAGGAAGAUGGUGGAGCUUCAACAUGACCUUGCCAUUGCUAAGGACCGUCUUGCUCGUUAUGCUACUGCUGCUGCUACUGCUACCACCACCCCUUCUAAUUCCACUUCUCAUGAUGCCUUCUUUAAUGGCCACGUUAGUUUGCCACCCUUCCCUGAUUUUUACACUUGUGCUGAUAAUUUCAAUAAUAAUAAUGACAACUUCUGCCACACCUCUUCUUCUCAAUCAUCAUUGACCAGACAUGAAACGGUGGAUGAUUUUAUUCAAACCCCAUAUAUAUUUUGAGAUUUAAUGUUAGUUAAUUAUGAUCCUCCCCCCAACCCCCCCC
Messenger RNA from Glycine soja, 766 nucleotides. Its product is annotated as LOB domain-containing protein 21-like. Lineage: Eukaryota; Viridiplantae; Streptophyta; Magnoliopsida; Fabales; Fabaceae. The record is from RefSeq and is a predicted model, not a curated record. The coding region runs from base 157 to 723 and encodes 188 amino acids. The transcript has a single exon.